Messenger RNA from Dendronephthya gigantea, 4408 nucleotides. RefSeq names its product ankyrin repeat and fibronectin type-III domain-containing protein 1-like. Gene Ontology annotation, molecular function: protein binding. The record is from RefSeq and is a predicted model, not a curated record. Gene Ontology annotation, cellular component: spindle. Bases 434 to 3946 code for a protein of 1170 amino acids. Gene Ontology annotation, biological process: establishment of mitotic spindle orientation; regulation of establishment of bipolar cell polarity; signal transduction. NCBI's taxonomy places the organism in Eukaryota, Metazoa, Cnidaria, Anthozoa, Malacalcyonacea, Nephtheidae. The transcript is spliced from 30 exons.
UGUUGUUAUGACUAAAGUGUUGGAUAGUUUACAAUAGUUUACUAGCUUUGUUUUUACGUGUGGCCAAGACACGAUGUCUGGAUUUAAUACAGUUGGAUUUGUCGUAUUAAAUAAUAUCCUUUGUGAAACCCUACGGGAGUAUCUGGUUAAAAUCGAGAAUUAAUCUACGCGAGUGUAAACAAUCUAAUUCAGAACUGUUAAACGAAGCGUUCAAGGAAUAUAAAUAUUCCGAAAUUGAACAGCAUUUGUUACAAACGAAAAUUCGGCAGGUAAAACACGAGAUGGCGAGCUAAAUAAACAAUUCAUAUGCGACAAAUCAAUGGUUUAUACUUUGUAAUAAUGGAAAGGUUUUAUACAAAUUUGUCGACCUAUUCGGAAUACUUGCAGCUGUUUUUAUUCGCCGAAUCGUGAGCAACGAACGUAUUUGAACAAAAUGAUGGGACGUGUUGGAAAAUCCCCAAAGGAAGCUUUCUCGUCGGAGACCUACGAAAAUCCGUCGACAGCAUUCUCAAGUUUAGAGCAAACAAAUUCAGCCGACAUUCGAAGUAGGGAUCCAGCAGAACAGAGCAUUGAAAAUUUAACGAAGGUCGAACCUUCUGCUGGCGACCUGAAAAUCCGCAAACAGGAGGAAGAUUCGACCACAACCGAGCAGACUUCCUACGAAGAAAAAACCGAAGAAAAAAACACAGACGAAGAUGUAAACGAUAAAGAGAAGGCGACUAACGGCAGUCGAAGACGAAAACUUUUGCGUUCAUUCACUCUCGCGUCAAUUCCGACGACAUUUGAAAAGACAAGCAGAAUGUUUCAGCUCGCAAAAGCACCGCUCAAAGUCAAGUUUCUUGUCUCUCCCAAAGGUGCUGCCUGGUUCCUUGAAGAGGACAUUGAACAUCGUCCAUCUCUUGCGAGCGACACACAGACAGACAGUACUCCAUUUAGCUACAAUUCCUCUCAAACUUACUAUUCUUCAGCGCCAUGUUCUCCAAGCUCUGAUGCACUGACCAGAAAAAAGAAAGCGAGUGUACCAAUUAAUGCAGACAUGUCUCCUCGGCCAUCAAUAAGCUUAGAAAACAUUCACCGACUGCGCGUGUCAUCGAGUAAGAUCACGCUGGAUGGCCAUGACGAUCAGACGGAGAUCCCGGAGCCUGAUGAUGAGAAAGGCAGCACGAUGACAUUGGAGGAUAAGAAUCGACCUUUGAGACGAAGUUUUUCAUUCACGCAAAGAAACUUUCGUCGUAAUGCUGUGAUAGAAGCACCUGGAGGGGAAUUGUCUGUGAAAACGAAACGAAAACGAGACAACGUUUUAGAAGCUUUUUUCAAAGCCGUGGAACAUCAGGACGUUGAGCAAGUGACGAAGCUUCUGUCGACGCAUGAAGUAGAAGUAAACGAGUUGAACGACGAUGGUUUUACGCCAUUGGAUGUUUCGCUCAUGCUGCAUUCUGAUGGAAUAACGUCUCAAUUGUUGGAACGGGAGGCGAGGGAAAGCAAUAGACUGUCAGCGUCGUUGUUGGAAAAUCAUCUAAAAAUGCUGCAGACGUUUGCAGAAGAACAGGUUGAUCAUUACGUUGCUGAUGUGGUAAAUAAGGGAAACACAGACGCUAAGGAGAGCGAAAAACAGCUAAAGGAAUGUGAAUGGCGUUGUCAUCUUUUACGGAAAAUGUUGGUUGGUUUUCAAGGUCUAGCUCUUCCUUCGAAGCCAACAACAGUCUUCCUCUCGGCCGCAUCAGAAACGUCUCUUCUCGUCCGCUUCUCAGGUCCAGCGGCUGCAGAAAAUAGUCCUGUGACAAAGUUUAAAGUUCAAUGGAGCCGAGAUAAGUCUUUUGAUAGCUUGGAUGGUGAAUAUUUCUCGCAUAAUAUUCUUGACAAACAAUACACUAUCUCUGAACUUCAAAAGUCGAUAGCCUAUUACGUCCGUGUUUGUGUUGGUAAUAUCAGAGGUUAUGGAGAAUGGAUGAUGUCUAGUCCACCCUGUGUUGUACCUUCCAGCUGGCAUGAGAUUGAUGACAGUAUUCCAAGGUUUCAAGGCAGGCUGGACAGAAUUGCAAAGUUAUUUGAAGAGGUUCAGAUCUACCAAACGAGUUUCCGUCACCCGCGUGGGCCCGAGUCCAAGUCUUUUCGAUUGCGUCGGUCACCACAAAUGCAUCGUAAACGAGCGAGCUCGUGGCACGUACCUACAGGACACGAGGUUUGUUACACCGACAGGAAAGACAGCAAGAAACGAAGCUUCACAAAAUAUGCAAAACUUUUAACAUCAACUCCGAAGUUUGUGAAGGACGUCAAGAGAGGUAUUUAUUUAGCAACGGUAUUCUACACGAAGGACGACAAAAUUCUUGUAACGCUGGAUGAAAAUUUACCAAUCGUCGAAGUAGACGAUUCUUCAAGCGGAUCUUUCAUGCAAGAGUUUCAAUGGUUGUUGAAGGUUGGUUGUACUUGGCAGGAUAUUAAAAUGUUAAAAGAUCAAGUUGAAAGAAAUCUUUCCUCGACCUCAGUGUAUCUGAGAGGACGUCUUUUACAAGCACUCGACACGCUUCAGGCGGGUGUUGGCUGUGACGAUUUAGGACAACUACACUACCAAAUUAUCAAGGAUAAAAAUGGAACUAAUAUUAUAGUUAUAACUAAAAGAAUCAAGAACCCUAGCUUUAUUCGCUCAAGAACCUUAUCCAUGAAAUGGAUAUCACUUUCAAAACUUCAAAAGAAAACGAUACAGAAAGAUGUGGAGGACUCUCCAAAUGCUGUCAAUCAGAUUGUCUCACAAAUUCAGGAUGUAAUCUCUUACCAUCAGCAAACAAAGAAGCCUCUUGACAAGGGUUUAUAUAUUGGCCUUAUGAAAUUAAGGACAUCGGUUGAUGCGAUUCACAUCACUGUUCCACGGUAUUCCCCAAAUAUCUUACCUCACGUGAAGGUCCGAGAUAACCCGCACGUAUCCAGAGAAGAAUGGGAAUGGCUUACUGGUUUAACGACGAUGCCAGAGGAGGAACUCGCGACGGAGAAUUUACCGAGUUUUCAGUCAACGAUAGAAAACGCUUUGAAAACUUUACUGAAUGAUAUUGGUGUCAGCAGAAAGGAAAACUAUCGUAUCUACGACCGCGAGGUAGUGGAACUGAGUAAAGACGUUUCGUUGUUGAUUCUUGUCCCACCGCCUGAGCACGUUUGUUCGUGUCCUGGUGAAGGAGAUAUAUUCUCUGUUAACGAUCGAUUCUUAUCCAUUCCUGUUCCAGUCUUUGAAAUGAAUGUGAUGAAAACGUAUCAGAACCAGUUCAUAUGUCAUUACUCUCGACUCUCUUCCAUCCUCGACAUGGCGUCCUUAAUUAGUCAACAGGAUUGCAGAAAGGCGAUCUUGGAGGACGAGGUGAAUGAAACCAGAGCAGCCCAAGACGCUCUUAGUAAUUUCCAGAAGGAGUUGGAUGAAACGUGGAAAGGAAUGCGAUGGCUGCUGGACAUUUUGCAUUAUUCGCGUGACCGGGAGAGUGUGAGUGGUAUACCUCUAGACUUAGUGUUCGACACUCGUCGUCCUUGUAGUCCGGAACCUUACGACUCACAUCGGAAACACUCGGAGAGAAAAACGUCUUCAUCGAGUUCUAAUGGAAUCACGACAAACCCGGAGAGCGGGAUUCUCAAGAUUUAUUCCGCGUGCGAAACAGGACUUGCCCCAGGAAAAAGUAUCAAGCUCCACGUAACCCCUUGCACGACCGUUCAACAAGUCGUUCAAUUAGUAGUCAGACAACUGGAGAUACUCGUGAAGCAGAAGAAGCCGGACACAAAACCACUGACUGAAGAGAAACUUAAAGAAUUCUGUCUAGUCGCCGUCAUAGGCGCCCGUGAACGCUGUCUUAAUGACGACUAUAAAAUACUACAACUACAAAACCCGUGGGUGAAAGGAAAACUGUUUGUGCGCUUGCGUGUAGAGGCUAUUGCCGCUGACAAUCGUUCACCGUCGACCUCUGUCUGACCGCAAGCUAACUGUUCGCCAAAUAGAGAGAAGAAAAUUUGGUUCAGCAGUUUUUGAAGUGGAAAUGAUAGGCCUUUACGAUGCGGGUUCACACUGUCUAAGUGUCUUAGGAUAUUGAUCUAAGAGAGAGAGAGAGAGAGAGCUGGUUCACACUGUGUCUUAAGAGAAGUGUCUGAGAGAAAUAAAGGAGUCUUAGGACUUUAUUUAUUAGUUUACUUCAUUUUCAAAUAUUUCACAAUUCACAAAAGGCGACUUUCUGCGUGCAGAACUUCUACUGCGAUCAAAACAACUUGGAUAGUGUGAACUAUAUGGACGAGGAUCUGCCUUUGUCCGGCCUUGUCCGGGAUUAUUGGAACUAUCAGAUCCCACAAAAGAAUUGAGAUUCAAAAUAUAUAAAAUAUGUGAAAAAUAUUAGUGCUGUAGACGGCAUUAUGAGCUGUGCUCAUUUGUUUAUAUUGUAGA